This is a messenger RNA of Opisthorchis viverrini, 477 nucleotides long. RefSeq lists its product as hypothetical. The annotation marks the transcript as partial. The transcript is spliced from 4 exons. Lineage: Eukaryota; Metazoa; Platyhelminthes; Trematoda; Opisthorchiida; Opisthorchiidae. The record is from RefSeq and is a predicted model, not a curated record.
AUGGGUGCUGCUAUUUUUCUAACCAACAAGCAUUUUGAACCCCAGAAUUAUUCGUCUCAUCCUACCCCGGCAGUGAAUGGACACCCACAUAGGCAUUUCGUUCGAUCAACGGUGACAGGCGAUUUUGGCCUGAAGUCAACUAUCGACCAGGAUGGACGUGAUCAUGUGAAACCAACUCCUGUCCGACACAUUGUUGUUCAUCUGGAAGUUCCAGAGUCAGUGGUCUGGCGAUCUCGUAUUUCCGACAAGAAAAUAAGCAAAGUUGGACCAAACAGACUCUGCCGAAUGCUGAAGAACAAAUUGGGCCCAAACAUUGGCUGUACCGGCACAAAAUGGGAGACUGGGUUGUCAGAAGAGGAUUCAAGCACAACGGUUGAUUCGAAGUGGCUUCGAUCUCUUAUUCUGAACGAGUUGCCAUCCAUAGAGGAAUCAGGCAAUUCCCUCCCGGUCUCUACAAGAGAGCCGUUGACGGAAAUG